AUGCAUUCAAUGGUAGGAGCAUUUGCUCCAUAUACAAUAAAAAGACGUCGAGUUGAAAUUGUUCGUGGUUAUUGUUAUCAUUUUUUACAAUGUAGUUUUCCAUGUGGUAUUAUCAUGCUUAUACUAUCACUUUUAUUUAUUAUUAUUGGUACUAUUCAACUUAUUUAUAUAAUUCAUUUUAAUGGUUGUAAUACAUUGACAAUAUCGAAUAAUGAAAAUAAUAUAAAUAAUAAUUUACCAAUAGUAUCAUCAUCAUCAUCAUCAUCAUUUAAAUGUAAUCGACAAACGGUUAAAGUAUUAGGUAUUACAUUUGUUGUUACGGGUUCAGUUUUAUUUUUAAUAAGUCUUCUUAUUAUAAAAUAUUCACGAUCAAGUGAAGAAAAUAAUGUUAUUCGAACAACAACAUCAUCAUUAUUAACGAAUAAUACAAAAACUAAUCAAAAUCAACAUCAUCAUCCAACAUCUCAUUAUUAUCAUACACCAUCAUCUUCAAUAAAUGAUCAAAAUAAUGUUGUCGUUUCAAUACGAUAG
This is a messenger RNA of Rotaria sordida, 531 nucleotides long. The record is from the annotation of a GenBank genome assembly. Lineage: Eukaryota; Metazoa; Rotifera; Eurotatoria; Philodinida; Philodinidae.